Harpegnathos saltator (Jerdon's jumping ant) is the source of this 714-nucleotide messenger RNA. RefSeq names its product odorant binding protein 9 (gene Obp9). Gene Ontology annotation, molecular function: odorant binding. The record is from RefSeq and is a predicted model, not a curated record. Bases 175 to 573 code for a protein of 132 amino acids. NCBI's taxonomy places the organism in Eukaryota, Metazoa, Arthropoda, Insecta, Hymenoptera, Formicidae. The transcript has 5 exons.
CGACAUUUAUAUGAUUGUGCGCUAAUUACGCUCCACUAUCAGAGAUCAAGCGCCAACAAGAUUCUCGCGCUCCAGGUGUGCCAGGAAUAUAUAUCCCCGUUAACAUUAGUAUUACCUGACACACAGUUCUUUCAGAACGCUCUUGAACACUAGAGAGCUAAACGUACCUUAGAUAUGAAAGCUGCAAGCAUACUUCUCGUCACUUUAGCUGGCGUGUUAAUUCUGCUAGUUCGAGUACGAGGGGACAUUAAACGAGACUGUCGUCAACAAACGAAAGUUUCCUGGGAUUCUUUGAAACAAUUAAAGGCCGGUAACGUUGAGCAAGAUGACAUGAGAUUGAAAUGUUAUUUAAAGUGCUUCAUGAUGAAAAGCGGUAUUCUUAACAAAGACAACACUAUCGAUCUCGAAAAAGCCCUACGUCAUUUGCCGCGUAGUAUGCAGGAAUCGUCGAGAAGGAUUCUCAAUCGAUGCAAAUCAAUCCCCGCGGACAAUGCCUGCGACAAGGCUUUCCGAAUUGCCACGUGUUACGUUAAGGAGCAACCCGAAAUCUUGAAAAGCGCAGCAUUCGUUUGAAAAUCUACAAUUGCUGUGCAUAUUCAAGCAAUACAGAGUCAAGCAAUCGCGUCGUACAAAAUAUAAACGGGAGCAGUGCAGUACGGAUUAGCCAGAAAUGUAAAAUGUAUCACUUGUAUCAUUGAAAGGAAAAGAAGGGAA